Messenger RNA from Tachysurus fulvidraco (yellow catfish), 1409 nucleotides. Its product is annotated as 2'-deoxynucleoside 5'-phosphate N-hydrolase 1-like. Gene Ontology annotation, biological process: deoxyribonucleoside monophosphate catabolic process. Gene Ontology annotation, cellular component: nucleus. Lineage: Eukaryota; Metazoa; Chordata; Actinopteri; Siluriformes; Bagridae. The transcript is spliced from 4 exons. The coding region runs from base 305 to 751 and encodes 148 amino acids. Gene Ontology annotation, molecular function: 5-hydroxymethyl-dUMP N-hydrolase activity. The record is from RefSeq and is a predicted model, not a curated record.
GGAUACACGCCUAUAGAAUUUGUGUCCAUCGUAAAGACUUUCUUCAGCUAUUUUCGUUUGCUUUAUCGCUAUAAACAGACACUUUAGAACCAAAUGAAGCUUAAGGUCUAUCAUUUUCUUCUCAACAGAACCGGAAACGUGUAGGAAAAACGUGACCGUCUCUUGUCACGCCAACAGAACAAAUGAAUAUGGAGGGAUUUUGCUUGAUUGCCGCCAGGGGGCGCCAGCAACAAUCAUAACGUACGGAUAUCUGUGUCGUAUAGCGGCAUAUUUACAGAUAACGCUGUAUUUUCAUCUGCACGCGAUGCAUAUAUACUUUUGUGGGAGUAUUAGGGGGGGGAGGCAGGAUGUGAAGAUUUAUCAGAAUAUUGUGAAGAAGCUGCAGACCUAUGGGACGGUUUUGACAGAGCACGUGGCCCACGUGGCUAUAUCAGAGAAAGGUGAGGAUGCUGUAUCAGGUGGAGACGAGGCUAUCUAUGACCGUGAUAUGGAGUGGCUGGCUCAGUCUGACGUCAUAGUUGCUGAAGUAACCCAACCGUCUUUGGGCGUGGGUUAUGAAAUUGGUCAAGCCACAGCCAUGAAAAAAAGGAUUCUUUGCCUUUUCCGACCCUCAUCAGGAAGAGUCCUGUCUGCAAUGAUUCGAGGCGCUGAGGGCAAGUUGGGUGGCACUCUCUUCCAGGUACAGGAUUAUGAGGAAGAGGAUGUUGAAGGCAUCCUGGAGAAUUAUUUUGGCGAACUCACCAAGAACUAAUGUGCAUUAAAAAUACACUAUAUGGCCAAACGGAUGUGACCAUCUGGACCAUCACAACUAAAUGCUCUUUGUGAACAUAUUUUCAAAACUAUGACCAUUAACAUGAAGCUGCUUCCUCUUUGCUUUUAUAACGGUGUCCAACUUUCUGUGAAGGCUUUCCACUAGAUCUUGAACGUGACUGUGAAGAUUUGUCCAGGUCAGCACUGAUGGGUGAGGAAGCCUGGUACACUGUCAGAACAUGGGCCUCACUAUUUACACAGAUGCAGUGUCAUGAUGAAACAGGUUUAGGCCGCUUAGUUCCAGUGGAAGGGAAACGUAAUGCAACAGCAUACAAAGAUAUCCUCUAUAAUUGUGUGCUUUCAUCUGUGUAAUAAGAGAUUGGGUAAGACCCACAUAUGGUGUGUUAUGGUCAAGUGUCCACAUACUUUUGGCCAUGUAUUGUAGAUCACUCAAUGUAACGAUUAAGAUCAUUCCCCAGUUCUAGAAUGCUUAUUUAAUUUAACAGAGGCUCUUGAGUUUUAUAUAAAGUACUGACAUAUGAUGCUUUCAUGUUUUGUUAAAAUAUGGGUGACUUUCAAAAAGAAAAGAAGAUUUAAAAUAAGAUAUCACAAGCACAAAAAUAUCAUAAUAAAGUGUUACUGUUCAUAAUUUUUCCACA